AAGUUUUCUGGUCCAAAUAAAACAGUGGAAGAAGAAAGGGAAUAGGGAAGCGAAGGCGACGUCGGAAACGGGAUGCACGGAACACCGGAAGAGACGGAGCAGUUAAUAGGAUACGGUUUGGGAUCCGUAUCCAUGGACCCGUUCGGGUUAAUGGAUAUACUUGACACUUACUUUCCUCAGCAACUCUUCACCAUCGAAGAAACCUGGUUCAAUCUCAUUUCUGCUCUCAUUUCCUUCUUCUCUUCGCCGACGGGACAAAACCUCGCUUCUCAGGUGAAAAAUGAUUAUGGAAACUAUGUCUUGUCACUUGACUUGGAGCAGUUGAAAGGCUUAUGUUUUAUUAAGGAAUUUUAUGAAAUAUUAAAGGAGAAACCUAAAAUUGCUCUCUUAUGCAUGGGUGCUGCCGUUCAUAAGGUUUUGCUUUCCAAAUGGAAAUAUCACGAUCUGGAGCUUGGUGCAAAGGUAGAUAUUCGUCUUCAUAACUGUCCUGAAACUAUGAUUGCGCUGAAGAACUUAAAAGCAGCUUACAUUGACAAGCUUGUCUCAGUUCGCGGUACUGCUGUGAAAGUCAGCACUGUCAGGCCUCUGGUGGUGGAAAUGAGUUUCGAAUGCUGUAAAUGUAAACAAACAAUAACGCGUAUAUUUCCUGAUGGAAAAUAUUCUCCACCAUCUACUUGCAAUUUGAAUGGCUGCAAGAGCAAAAUCUUUAAUCCGUUGCGAUCAACUGCUCAAACUAUUGAUUUUCAAAAAAUAAGAGUUCAAGAAUUAUUAAAACCUGAAGACCACGAAGAAGGACGCGUGCCUCGAACAGUGGAAUGUGAGCUUACUCAAGAUCUUGUUGAUACAUGCAUACCUGGAGACGUGGUGACUGUUACUGGAAUUAUAAUAGGAAUUAACUCUUACAUGGAUAUUGGAGGAGGGAAGUCAAAGAACAAAAACCAAGGAUUUUAUUAUUUGUACCUUGAAGCUGUAUCCAUAAAAAACUCAAAGUCACAGUCCAUACCUGAGGAUCUGCAAGACUCUAAUCCCAAAGCUAGACCAACUGAGCUGUUUGAUUUAUUUUCCUUUUCUUCAAAGGAUUUAGAAUUUGUCGUGAAGUUUGUACAGGAGCACGGUUCAGAUUUAUUUCGGCAAAUCCUUCAAUCUAUAUGCCCAUCCAUUUUUGGGCAUGAACUUGUUAAAGGUAAAUAUAUGUAACAUAAUGAAAUGUGGCUUGGUGCUGGUGGUCAUCGGUUCUAAUCCUGGAAACCACCUCUCCAUUCUGGAGAAGAUUGUAUACAUCUGGCUUCCCCAGACAUUGCCAUGGCAGAAGUCUCAUGCAUGGGUCCACCCUUCUAGCUGUGUGUUUAAUGACAUGUUUCUUAUGGCUUUUUUAAUUGUUAGUAUAACCUUGUUAAUGUUUCCCUUCAAAAGGUCAUAAUCUAACUAGCCCAACAUACUUUUAUUCUCUUUAUCUUAUGAAUCGACUUGUUGACAUGUGCAUUGUUAAAAACUAUUUGGGAAGAAUGUGAUUCACCUUAUUUAAAAUCCUCUAAUGACAUCAU
Messenger RNA from Cajanus cajan (pigeon pea), 1544 nucleotides. The record is from RefSeq and is a predicted model, not a curated record. Lineage: Eukaryota; Viridiplantae; Streptophyta; Magnoliopsida; Fabales; Fabaceae.